This is a messenger RNA of Ustilaginoidea virens, 411 nucleotides long. RefSeq lists its product as uncharacterized. The transcript has 2 exons. The record is from RefSeq and is a predicted model, not a curated record. NCBI's taxonomy places the organism in Eukaryota, Fungi, Ascomycota, Sordariomycetes, Hypocreales, Clavicipitaceae. The coding region runs from base 1 to 411 and encodes 136 amino acids.
AUGCGCUUCUCCAACGCCAUUUGCGCCGCCGUCAUGGCCACCGCUACUUCAGCCGUCCGAGUCAGCUGGGAUGGCGGUUAUAACGAGGCCGGUCGAUCAAUGGGCGUAGUCUCCUGCUCUGAUGGCAGCCACGGCCUGAUGAACAGGUAUCCCACACAGGGCAACCUGCCCAACUACCCCUUCAUCGGUGGCACCGAUGCUAUUGGCGGCUGGGGAUCGGGCCAGUGCGGAACCUGCUGGCAGCUGGAGUAUCAAGGCCACAAGAUCAAGAUUUUGGCCAUUGAUCACGCUGCGUCUGGGUUCAACAUCAAUCCAGUUGCCAUGGAUGCUCUUACAAACGGACGAGCAUACGAGCUCGGCCGUGUGGAUGCCACUGUCACCCAGCUGAGCGCUAGGGAUUGUGGACUGUAA